AUGUCAUCUUCCAGUCGCUGCUCGCUUUACGCAGAGCUGCUAGCCAAUAUCCGCCAAAUUUCACUGGUCGCUUCUCUCACAUCGCCCAGUGAUGCCUCCACCAGAGUUGCUGUGGCUGCUGACGGAAGCACCAUCGAGUUGACACAUCAUGGCGAGGUUCACAAAAUCAGUUUGCCUGCCAAGAUACCUCUUGGCAGUACACUCCUUCCCAUCGAUCAGAGGCAAAACGGGACCACGGCUCUGUCAUGGCGAUUGCCACUUGGUGGCACGGUUCCCCAACCGCAUCUCUCUUCUGAUACCCCCGCCUGGUCAGCGACAGACUUCGACGUCGGCGUCCAGGUCGCUUGCAGGAAUUGCAAUACCGUCGUUGUGGAGGAGGGUACAGUAAAGGUCUGGAAAGACUUGCCAAGUGAGAACUGGGCCGAGAUGAUGGAAUUCUGGCAUUGUCACAAGCCGGAUCACCAUCAUGAGGAUGGACACGAGCACGGGCAUUCCCGUGAUGAGCACUUUGGCAAGGCAGAUGAAAAGAGCCUGGCUGCUCGAGGCUAUGGGGCUUCGUCCAUCAUCUCAGCUCAACCAGGUGUCGGUUUUGUUGACUUGACAACGAUCCUCUUUACCGAACGCGAUUGCCCGAAUAUCACGGUAAGUUCUUGA
Messenger RNA from Podospora anserina S mat+, 654 nucleotides. RefSeq lists its product as uncharacterized. The transcript has a single exon. Gene Ontology annotation, cellular component: ubiquitin ligase complex; nucleus; cytosol. The coding region runs from base 1 to 654 and encodes 217 amino acids. Gene Ontology annotation, molecular function: ubiquitin conjugating enzyme binding; ubiquitin protein ligase activity; cyclin binding. Gene Ontology annotation, biological process: protein autoubiquitination; proteasome-mediated ubiquitin-dependent protein catabolic process; protein monoubiquitination. The record is from RefSeq and is a predicted model, not a curated record. Lineage: Eukaryota; Fungi; Ascomycota; Sordariomycetes; Sordariales; Podosporaceae.